This is a messenger RNA of Brenthis ino (lesser marbled fritillary), 741 nucleotides long. The record is from the annotation of a GenBank genome assembly. Lineage: Eukaryota; Metazoa; Arthropoda; Insecta; Lepidoptera; Nymphalidae.
AUGUAUGGUUUUGUUUCAGCUUGCUUUAAUUACGGCGACACGCCUAACGUCAACAAAGGUGACAAGAAGGAUAACAACUUGAACAUAAUGGAUGUUGGAUUAGCCCUCCACCGCCCGCAAUCAGCCUCCUCUCGAGUGGAUGAAGAACUUAUUCAGAAGAGUAAUCGCGCUCUCUUGAACACCACUGACCCCAUAGAGCGGCUGCGUCUACAAUGUCUGUCCCGGGGUGCUUCAGGCAUUGUUGGUAUUGGAAGGGUUUUCCGUCGCAUGGACGAUGAUGGCAGCAAGCAGCUUAAUAAAGAGGAAUUUAUUCAUGGCAUCCAAGAGACAGGAUUGGAGAUUAGCAGGGAUGAAGCUGAGGAGAUGUUCAGCGUGUUCGACAAGGACAACAGCGGCUCCAUCAGCCUCGAUGAAUUUCUUCUGCAAAUCAGACCACCAAUGUCGGAAUCUCGCCGCGCGAUCGUGGAGCAAGCGUUCAGGAAGCUGGACAGGUCUGGUGAUGGGUUCAUUACAAUUGAUGAUAUACGUGGGGUGUACGCGGCUACUGCACAUCCCAGAUAUAUGAGCGGUGAAGAGUCGGCAGAUGCUAUACUGAACAAGUUUCUCGCUAACUUCGAGUCUGAAGGCUCGGUCGAUGGGAAGAUAACUCUGGAAGAGUUUAUGAACUACUACAGCGGCAUAAGUACGUCUAUCGACAGCGACUGCUACUUCGAUCUGAUGAUGCGCCAAGCUUACAAACUG